Bipolaris victoriae FI3 is the source of this 855-nucleotide messenger RNA. RefSeq lists its product as hypothetical. NCBI's taxonomy places the organism in Eukaryota, Fungi, Ascomycota, Dothideomycetes, Pleosporales, Pleosporaceae. Bases 1 to 855 code for a protein of 284 amino acids. Gene Ontology annotation, cellular component: membrane. The transcript is spliced from 4 exons. The record is from RefSeq and is a predicted model, not a curated record.
AUGGCCGACAAUGGAGGAACGAUCGACUUCAAAUUGUAUCGCUACAACCCUUCGAUGGCUGCUGCUGUCAUCUUCACCAUCCUCUUUCUUCUCAUAUCAGGAUUACAUUUAUACCAAAUGUUCCGCACCCGGACGUGGAUACUCAUACCGUUUGUCAUCGGCGGCUUCUUCCAAUUUGCUGGCUACAUAGCAAGAACAAUGUCCGCUGCCGAAUCACCCAACUGGACAGUCGGUGCAUACUCCGCUUCCACCAUCCUACUCCUCGUCGCUCCCGCACUGUAUGCCGCAAGCGUAUAUAUGAUGCUCGGUCGCAUCAUCCUCGUUACCGACGGCGAACACCGCUCGAUCAUCCCCAAGCGAUGGCUCACAAAGAUCUUUGUCGUAGGAGAUGUCAUUUCAUUUCUGAUGCAGGGCGCUGGUGGUGGCAUAAUGGCUAGCGGCACAAUCAGCGCACUCCAUACUGGCGAAAACAUCAUCAUCGGCGGUCUCGUAGUUCAAAUUCUCUUCUUCGGCUGCUUCAUGGUGACGAGUGUGCUUUGGCACACUCGAAUGGCCAAGAACCCUACAACCCGAAUCCUCUCCGGAUCUAUACCGUGGGAGAUGCAGCUUUAUUCACUCUAUGCCGCUAGCAUGCUCAUUCUUGUGCGAUCAGUUUUUCGCCUGAUUGAGUAUGCGCAGGGCAACAAUGGUUAUCUGAUCUCCCACGAAGUAUUCCUUUACAUCUUUGAUUCGACCCUCAUGUGGAUUACUAUGGCAAUUCUGGCAUGGAUACAUCCGAGUGAGAUCACGGGGUUGCUGAAAGGCGAAAAGGGAGUCGCAGUGCGCCGUGGUGUGGAAGUAUACGACCUGUGUUAG